Molecule: messenger RNA, 1146 nt
Organism: Parnassius apollo (apollo)
Lineage: Eukaryota; Metazoa; Arthropoda; Insecta; Lepidoptera; Papilionidae
Source: the annotation of a GenBank genome assembly
UUGCAACGGUCGAUAUCGUUGGAUGGCGGCAUUGAGAUUUUUAAACAUAUGAACCCUCUGCGUUCGGAUUGGUCGAAUAGUUCGUCGUCAUGGACAUUGUAUUCCGGUGAAAAUGAGAGUCGCAUUCUUGAACAGUGUGGGAGUUUUGAAGAUGUUCCAGUUUCUCAGAUAAAAGUGAAAAGCAGGCUUGCAUCUUUGGCGACGCAAAAUGAGGGAAAUGUCUUGGCUUUAAAUGUACCAAACAGUUAUAAAGGGGUGGAAGCAGAGAGCGGCAACCUUUCUCGUCAAGUUAAAAAAAUACAAAAAACAUUUUCUUUCAAGAACUUUUUAGAUGAAGUCAAGGAAUCUGAUAAAACUACCGACGAAAGCCUAGAACUUCAGGAAGGUAUGCAAACUGUGAAAAAAGAUAAACAAAUGGAGAGACCAUCAGGUCAAAAAAGUACUGGUCCCACACAAAAAUUAUAUUAUGAAGCGGCUAGAAAUGUUGACACAGAUUUGAGAAAGAAAGUUUUGAUAAAACGUAGCAUGUCUAAUAUUCAGUUGAAGAGUUGGGAAGAGCUGGCUGAAAAUACUAACAACGUUCUUAGCAGAUCUCUAAAAAGUUUAGUGGAGUCAAAAGAAACUACUUUCGUUCAUCGUGACGAGAGUGACAUUAGUAAAGACAGCAUUUUGGAUAUUCCUGGACUCCAAAGGAAUUACGAGACCCGUAGCAAUUUAAAUAACAAGAAACUUAUAGUCCCCACAAUUGUAGUAACGGACACGAACUUUGUAGAUAAUGAGGUCAGCAAUAUUGAUCCUAGAGACGAUAUCUGUGUGGACAAGUUAGUCAUCGGUGAUAGUAUUAAGAAACGAGAUAUCUCCGUAGAUCCUUUUAAUGUUAUAGAAGCUGAAAGCGUUUGUAACUGUCGAAUUUGUAGCGAAGAUGAAGAAGACGAUAGUAAAUCUUUCUUACGUAACAAGCUUAGCAAAUUGUUUAUGAAAAUCGUCUCCUUCAUCGAGUUCGGUAAGAAAUUGACUUCUUGGGAUGAGAAUAAUAACAUACGCGAAGGUGAAAUGUACAAUUGUAUAAUGCAUGUUUUGAAGUUGAUGUUUGGUCUUUGGUUAAGGCAUUUAGAUCACAAUCCUCAGGUUAAAGUGCAUCAAUAA